UAGCCACUUAGCCCCUUCAUUUAUUUCUUUCUUUCCUCCCUUCUCUCUCUCGGGUGUCUUCACAGUAAAACAAAGAUGAAAGCCUUUUGCAGUGCGGCGGAGUUGUUGACCUAGGGCAAUUUGCGAAGUUCCGUUCUGUAUCGAAAAGGGUCAGCAAUUACUUUUUCGUCUUCGGGAAGGGAAUGAUUUUUCAGUCCCGAGGGCCAUGGAAGUAGAUACUGGAAAUUCGUGUUUUAUUGAGAAGCUGCCUGUAGAAAGAUAUACAACAUCUACAAGAGAAACAAAGAAGUCGCCUCCAGAAAAUAACAAAAGCCCUCCUGUAUUUGUCAAUCACGCUGCUAUUGCAUGGCAUGAGAACAGACGAAGAUGGGUUGGAGAUGUAUCAAGUAGGUCAGAUAGGAUGCUGAAGGAUCCAAUUAUAAGUUGGUCAACAACCUAUGAAGAUUUGCUCUCUACAACUGAGCCUUUCUCCGAGCCAAUUCCUUUAACUUUUCUGGAUUUCACAGGAGAUGGUAGACUUUUUAGUCGAUAUUUGGUAUGAUGAGGGGCUUUUCGACUAGAUAAUUGUGAAGGCGACUUCACCUAUGUAUCUCGUGCAGAUUAUUGUGCAGACAUUGGAAAAUUCUUGUGCAUCUUCGACAAUCUUUGACCCGUAAGAUAUUUAGCUUGACAUUCAACUUCUUUUAGCAAAUUCUUCUAGUCAUUGAUCUUUAUAGGACCUUCCAUUUUAUGUUGUACCGUUUGUAGAUCGGAGAGUCCUCUGAAUCAUGUUGUAUCAAAACAUUGUUAUGUAUAAGUACUGAAUCUUUCAAGCAGAUUCUUAAUGAUCCCAAAGUAGCUUUUGUUUCAA
Messenger RNA from Lycium barbarum (goji berry), 850 nucleotides. RefSeq lists its product as uncharacterized. NCBI's taxonomy places the organism in Eukaryota, Viridiplantae, Streptophyta, Magnoliopsida, Solanales, Solanaceae. The record is from RefSeq and is a predicted model, not a curated record. The transcript has 6 exons. Bases 206 to 541 code for a protein of 111 amino acids.